UGCAGAACUUUGCAGGAAUCCAGGAGAUGCGAAGAGCGCAGUGGCCUCUUUCCGGAACUCAGGAGACCAGAACCUCGGUCCGGCCAAGUGACCUCUUGGCACGAGACGCCCUCAGGAGCCAAACCCAAAGUGAAGGAUGAGGACCAGAUUGCAGAAGAGAUUCGAAUGUUGCCUGAUGUUGUUGUGCCGGGGAAGGCAGGAUCUGAGAUCGUUGAGCGCCUGAAGGAGAAGAAGCACACGGAGCACAUGAAGGCUGUGGCCGAUAUGCAAAUGAGCCUGGCCGCUCUCAGUCAGGACUUUGAGAUGCUCAUCAAGCACAGAGCAGAAGACCUCUUGAGGAAGAUGUCACGAUGUGACGAGAACGUGGAGAGGCAGAUGCGGAGAAUGGAGAACAUCUCCGACCUCGAGAUGCUCAGCCUUCAGGAUGUGAACGGGCUCCGGGAUUCCGUGAGUCGGGAGUUUCAGGAGAAGCGGAAGCUGAUCGAGGAGCUGGACCAAGCGCUGAACCAGUACGAACGUGAGAGAACGGCCACGGCUGCUGCUCUGCUGAAGAGGUGCGCCGGGAUCCUGGAGACGAUCGGCCACGCGAGGCCACGCGAUAUCCGACGGCUCGCGGACAGCGAAGCCACGGCGGUGAACCGGGCGGCGCUGGAGAACCGGCGCGCCGCUGCCCAGCUGGUGGCCGACCUGACCGAGAGGCACCUGCGGAGCCGGCAGCUCCGCGGACUUCGCUGGGAGGGACGGGUGCAGGAGUGGAGGAGCCUCAAGGUCAGAGCUGCGGUUGACAGGUUCAGGGAAUUCAUGGACAAGCUGCCCACGCAACACCUCUGCAAAGUGGAGGUGACGCUGAAGAGCUUGAGGAUGGCGCAGGAGUCCCUGGGGGAGGAGCGCAUGGCGGCCUUGCAGGCACUCAGCUCCUUCACGCCCCCAACCUGCUCCGAGGCGCUGGUGGCCCAGUGGUGCUCCUCUCUGGCUGCAGUCGAUGAAAAGAUCGACUCUUUGCACAUGGACUCAGCGGGCAAACUGCGCUUGCAGUGCGAGAGCACGUGGCAGGACUGUCUGGCCGAGGUCGACAAGUUUAAGGAGGAAAGUGCAGCGCUGGGUCUCCCUCCGCCUGACGUUGACGGUGUUGUCAGUAAUGAGCUUCUGCACCUUGUUGGUUUCUACCAGAACCAGUCGGAACGGUGGCUGGAGGCCGUGGAUAGAGCCUUCGAAGCCGUGGCCACGCAGACCGGCCAGUGGAGCAAGUCGCUCGCCAGGUUUGCCAGAGGAGCUACGCACCUGUGGGAGCGUCACUCGGCAGAGCUGCGGAGGAGGGAGCGGCACCUGCUGGUCCAGCUGGAGGAGCUUCAGCAUCUCCACCAACAGGAGAUCCAGGAGAAGGAGGCCCACCUGGAUGUGAUGAUGGACAUGCUGAGACAGGAAAGCUCAGAGGAGACCCUCAGGGCCACUCUGGACAAGGUUCGACGGAGCCUGGGGGAGAUUAAGGAUCGGUGCAUCAGCGGUUACGAGGAGGUGCUGCGAACUGUGGAGAAGUACCCGGUCGGAGUCUUGGAGGAGCUGCACUCCUACAGCGCGGCAGUCAGUCGCUUCUUCGGAGUCAAGGAGGUUUACAGAACGGGGUCUGAAGACCUUCUCAGAUGUUCCGCUUCCCGUAGUUUUGGUUCGACUGGUGAGCCUACGGAAAGGCCGAGCUGCGGAGCAAGCGAACCCCCGCGAGCCGAGGAGCAGGACCCCCCGCAGCAGGUGGAGACAUUCGCGACUUCGAAGGGACACGUGUACCACGGGCGCGGCUUCGGGGAGCAGGGGGCGGAUCUCGGAGGACCGAGGGUGUCGGUGCCCGGGGUCGAACCCCUGGUGUUUCCGGCGAGUCUCGUACCUGAGCUGCAGAGACACGUGAGACUCGGGUUCUUCAACCACCUGGAGAAGUGGUGCGAAGAAGCUGCGAAGGAUGCGCUGGACGCCGUGGAGGCAAAGAAGGAGAAGCUCAGGUGCGAACUCGACCUCUGUCUUCGUCUCCACGAGCCCCGAGCCAAGAGGGUGGAGAUGGACAUCCACAACAUUCGUGCUGCGGAGCUGCUGCACCACCACCGCCGUGUGAACGGGCACUGCGGGGGCGUCCGGUCCGCCCUGGCCGAGUGUCGCGCCGACUUCCAGGAGCUCCGGAUGCGGCAGUUCACGCUUACGGAGGACUUCCUGGCCCAGAUCAACGGCAUGGAGGGAGUCGUGGCCCUUGCGAGCAAGUCUGAUGCCCUGGCCGCCUUGCGCGGUCGCCUGCGGAGUAAGCUGGAGAAGCACACGGCCCUCGUUCGGACGUCGCAGAGGAACUUCCGGCAGAACGUAGAGCUGAAGCUGGAGGCCUUGAGACAGAGCAGCGUACAGCUCAUCCAGUCCUUCAGGUUCUUCUUAGAUGGGGGGAACUUCUCACCCAGAGAGGCCGAAUCGUACCAGAGACGCCUGGAAAAGACCAUCAAACACAUCGACUCUGCGGACGAGGCCUUGAUGUCGGACCUGGAUGGAGCUGAGUUCAGGUGUCUGCAGCAGGCAAAAGAUGUGACCCAGAAGUUGGGGGAGAAAUGUCGUUUUGUGGCUCUGGACCUCAAGUUCCUGGAAAAAGUGCGAGGAGUGUUUCUGGACACACAGGUUCAGAUUAAAGCUGAGGUUGCAAACAGCAAUAUGCAGAACAUGAAGCUCCACAGGAAGCUGACAGCGCUGGAGAGAAUGAUUGACAGUUUGACCAAAGGAAGCCCCCCUGAGAAGACUGUAGCACCGGAUGCUUUUAUGUCUUUCUUGCGCUCCCUCAUUGAGGAGCUGAAGGACAGGUGUCAGUACCUGGAGUGCUGCGUGGACCCUUCCAUGGUGGUGUCUCUGCCCGCGGUACCUGCAUCUACAAAGUCCCGACCGGCGAGCGGCUCGAGCGCCCUCGCCCUUCUGCGGCCCAGCCGUCCCGGAGUGAGCCCCCUGGACGACCCGGCCGUGGCAGUGAUCCAGGAGCUCCUUCGGUUCGGCGACCCGUGCGUUCGCGAGGACGUCCAUCCGAGUCCAGAAGCAGGAGGUCCGACUGCGAGGACAGCGCCCAGGCAGCGAGAACGAGUGGGGAGCGCCUCCAGCCCGCUGGCGCCGGGCACCAUCCGCCGAGAGUCCGUCAGCAGCCCGAGCACGAGGAGACUCUCCAGGGCGUCUCGCUCUCAGAGAAGAUCCCAGGUGUUGGGAUGCGGAGCGGAGAGCGCGGCAACUGCCACUUUCCAAGGUUCGGUCCUCGGAAUCCUGCGGAAGGCGAGCGAUCUUCUGCUGUCGCUGGCCGAGGAGUUCUACAGGAAGAAGGAGCGUCGGCCCGUCUCUCGACCGCUCGUCCUGCAGGAGACCUUUGACCUGUGCGCCGAGGAGAUGAACGCGAAGCUCCUUCUCUACCGCAGUCAGGCUCAGGAGCAGCACGGCAGCUGCUUGCAAGGAUUCUGCUCGCUGCUGAGAAGCUUUGAGAGACAUCUGGCCCACAUGGUGCAGCUGCUCAUCUCCCAGCUGCAAGAGCAACAUCUGGAUGUGCUGGUUGAGGACAUGAAGGGUGUGGAGCAGCGCCUGGACUUGAGCCAGCAAACGCUGGACAGGAAGAAGGUGCUGCAGGUGCGAGCGCGCUGGGGCCUCCCUGCCUACGGAGCAGAGCUGCAGGCGCUGAGUGCUGCUGAGGAGGAGAGGCAGAGGGAGCAGGACGGAGAUAUUGAGCGCGCUCAGCUCGAGCUGCAGACAUGUGUGAGCAGACGUGCGGACAAGUUUGUCGCUGCACUGGCCUCUCUGACCGAGGAGCUGCUCUUCCUGCUGGACGGCCUCCCGGUCACCGAUGAGGUUGAGGCUGGACAGUCCGAAGCCAAGAAAGAGGAUCUGAUGACUUUAAUCAGACAGCGAGAAGGCAGAUCCCCUGCGGAGAGGAGUCGCCCCGGUGCCCCGACACAGAGAGCAGGCAGAACGUGGCCCGGGCUUCGCUACUUCAGCAUGGGAACCCUGGAGCGACCGUGCAGAGAGACCGCUUCCAUAGCAACGAGCAAAACAACAAUGGGCCACGUGCAGGCAGUGGAGACCAGGGACGCCGUGUACCAGCGCUAUGAGCAGAGGUGCAGGGUGGAGCUGGCGGCAGCAGAGCAGCGGCUGGACGCCCACAGGAAGGAAGCCCAGCACUGGGAACAGCACUGGCGGCGCUCUCUGCACACCCUCCGUGGGCCAAAGUCGCCGGGAGCGUGUGUCCCCCCCUCGAAGUGAUGAGCUGCCCCCUGCCACCCAUCGCUCCAGGGUGGUUCCGCUCUAGGUUCUCACAAGUUCUGCGAGAAAAUGUGCAGCUGGAGAGAGAAUCUGGAAGGAUAAGAAAGAGCACGAAGGUCGUAGAAGGAAAUGAUGGAGACUGCUGCUCUGGCUGUACUGGUUUCAGGUUUUCCCGCCAAUAGAGACGCUCCA
Messenger RNA from Scleropages formosus (Asian bonytongue), 4443 nucleotides. RefSeq names its product coiled-coil domain containing 180 (gene ccdc180). Lineage: Eukaryota; Metazoa; Chordata; Actinopteri; Osteoglossiformes; Osteoglossidae. The transcript is spliced from 36 exons. The coding region runs from base 166 to 4251 and encodes 1361 amino acids. The record is from RefSeq and is a predicted model, not a curated record.